This is a messenger RNA of Brachypodium distachyon (stiff brome), 513 nucleotides long. Its product is annotated as chymomexicain. Bases 1 to 513 code for a protein of 170 amino acids. Gene Ontology annotation, molecular function: cysteine-type endopeptidase activity. Gene Ontology annotation, cellular component: lysosome. The transcript has 2 exons. Lineage: Eukaryota; Viridiplantae; Streptophyta; Magnoliopsida; Poales; Poaceae. The record is from RefSeq and is a predicted model, not a curated record.
AUGGCUGAUGUUCCCAUAGCUGUUGACUGGAGGAGCCACCCAUUCAUCCUGCCUCCGCUGGAUCAAAGACGCUGUGAAUGCUGCUGGGCAUUAGCAACCGCAGCAUCUAUCGAGGGCCUUUAUGGGAUCCGGACUGGUCUAUCCCUCCAGCUUUCUGCCCAGCUGCUGGUGGACUGUGAUGACACCAAUCGCGGCUGCCGGGGAGGUUCCCCGCGGAAGGCCUUCAAAUGGAUCAUCAAGAACGGUGGAAUUUCAAAGGAGGAGGACUACCCUUUCACUGCUCAGCAGGGUGAAUGCAAUGAGUCCAAGAAAAAGAACCAUGCUGUCAGUAUCUCUGGAUACACGGCAGUCGGCAAGACAGAGGCUGAUCUGAUGAAGGCUGUGGCAGCCCAGCCUGUCGUGGCUGGGCUCGCCUUGGAGAAGGAUAAUGCCUACAUGAAGUACAAGGGGGGCAUCUUCGAGGGUCCUUGUGGACCUUACCUGCAUGCAGUCACUGUCAUCGGCAUUGGAUAG